Molecule: messenger RNA, 3754 nt
Organism: Chlamydomonas reinhardtii
Lineage: Eukaryota; Viridiplantae; Chlorophyta; Chlorophyceae; Chlamydomonadales; Chlamydomonadaceae
Exons: 21
Coding region: 97-2979 (960 amino acids)
Biological process (GO): leucyl-tRNA aminoacylation
Cellular component (GO): cytosol
Molecular function (GO): aminoacyl-tRNA deacylase activity; ATP binding; leucine-tRNA ligase activity
Source: RefSeq, a predicted model, not a curated record
GUGACUACUUAGAUAGCUCACCCAGAGGCCCGGUUGUUGAGGGCAAAGUUUCGCUUGCUUUCCGGCCACACCGACCCACUCCACCAAACACCAGCCAUGUCGGCCCGGCUGGUUGCCGAGGCGUCAUGCAGCACCUCCUCUUCGCGCCUGGCCAUUAAGCCGGGCAGCACGCCGCUGCUGCGCCCAUGCACGCUCCGGUGCAAGGCAUUCUCGAGCAGCUCGACUCGCGUCAGCUCGCCUGUCUCAGCCGCAAUCCCCAGCCGGCGCGUAAUUCGGCCUCUCAAGGCUGUGGAGACUGUUGAUGCGCCCUCGGCCGCAUCGACCGGUGCCACGCCCAGCGCACCUCCCCAGGCGUAUCCUUUCACGGAGAUUGAGGCCAAGUGGCAGGCGUACUGGGAGCAAAACCAAACUUUUCGCACUCCGGAUCAGGUGGACACCAGCAAGCCCAAGUACUAUGUGCUGGACAUGUUUCCUUACCCCAGUGGCGCGGGCCUGCACGUGGGCCACCCCGAGGGCUACACCGCCACCGACAUCCUGGCCCGCUUCAAGCGCAUGACCGGACACAACGUGCUGCACCCCAUGGGCUGGGACGCCUUCGGACUGCCCGCGGAGCAGUACGCGAUCCAGACCGGCACGCACCCAGCCGUGACCACGGCGCGCAACGUGGACCGCUUCCGGCAGCAGCUCAAGGCGCUGGGCUUCAGCUACGACUGGGGCCGAGAGAUCUCCACCACCGACCCCGAGUACUACCGCUGGACUCAGUGGAUCUUCCUCAAGCUGUACGAGCGGGGCCUGGCCUACCAGGCCGAGGUGCCCGUCAACUGGUGCCCCGCCCUGGGCACCGUGCUGGCCAAUGAGGAGGUCAUCGACGGGCUGUCGGAGCGCGGCGGGCACCCUGUGGUGCGCAUGCCCAUGAAGCAGUGGAUGCUGCGCAUCACCGCCUACGCCGACCGCCUGCUUGACGACCUGGAGGGGCUGGACUGGCCGGACAGCAUCAAGGACAUGCAGCGCAACUGGAUAGGCAGGAGCGAGGGCGCGGAGGUGCAGUUCGACCUGGCCGCCGGCCCCGGCGCCGCGCUGCCCUCCGGCUCCUGCCUGCGUGUGUUCACCACGCGGCCGGACACGCUGUUCGGGGCCACCUACCUGGUGGUGGCGCCCGAGCACCCCCUGGUGCAGCAGCUGGCCACCCCGGAGCAGUCCGCCGCGGUGACUGCCUACGUGGAGGCCGCCAGCCGCAAGUCCGACCUGGAGCGCACAGAGCUGCAGAAGGACAAGACGGGCGUGCCCACGGGCAGCUUUGCGGUGAACCCGGUGACGGGCGAGCGGCUGCCGGUGUGGGUGGCGGACUACGUGCUGGGCAGCUACGGCAGCGGCGCCAUCAUGGCGGUGCCGGGACACGACACACGCGACCACGAGUUCGCCUCGCGCUUCGGACUGCCCGUCAAGCAGGUGGUGGCCCCCGCUGCGGGCGGCGAGGUGGCUCUGCCCUUCACGGAGCCCGGCGUGGCGGUCAACAGCGCGGGCGCCCAGCUGUCCAUCGACGGCCUGGCCUCCGCCGCCGCCAAGGCCGCCGUCAUCGACUGGCUGCAGGCGCAGGGCAGGGGAGCCAAGCAGGUCAACUACAAGCUGCGCGACUGGCUGUUUGCGCGGCAGCGCUACUGGGGCGAGCCCUUCCCGCUGGUGUACCCGCAGGGCUCGGACGAGGCGGUGCCCGUUCCCGAGUCCAGCCUGCCGCUCACGCUGCCGGAGACGGACAACUUCAAGCCCUCGGGCACGCCCGAGAGCCCGCUGGCCGCCAUCACGGACUGGGUCAACACGGUGGACCCGCGGGACGGCGUGACGCCGGCGCGCCGCGAGACGUCCACCAUGCCGCAGUGGGCAGGCAGCUGCUGGUACUACCUGCGCUACAUCUCGCCCCGCUGCCACGAGGCGCUGGUGGACCGUGAGGCCGAGAAGUACUGGAUGCCGGUGGACCUGUACGUGGGCGGCGCGGAGCAUGCGGUGCUGCACCUGCUGUACGCCCGCUUCUGGCACAAGGUUCUGUACGACCUGGGUGUGGUGUCCACUGUGGAGCCGUUUGGGCGGCUGGUGAGCCAGGGCAUGAUCCUGGGCGAGGUGGAGUACACCGCGUGGAGGCGGCAGCAGGCGGACGGGGCGGAGCAGGCAGACGCCGGCUGGGCGGAGGAGGGCGCGCCGGGGGCUGUGCCCGUCAAGCUGACGGAUGCGGAGGUGGACAAGCGCGGCGAUGGCUACGUGCUCAAGGCCGACCCCAGCGUCAAGGUGUCUGCCCGUGCGCACAAGAUGUCCAAGUCUCGCGGCAACGUGAUCAACCCGGAUGACGUGGUGGACCAGUUCGGUGCGGACUCACUCCGGCUGUACGAGAUGUUCAUGGGGCCGCUGAGGGACACCAAGGUGUGGAGCACUCGCGGCGUGGAGGGCGUGCACCGCUUCCUGGCCCGCGCCUGGCGUGUGUUUGAGGGCGGCGUGACCGAUGAAGAGCCGACCAAGGAGCAGCUCCGCCUGCUGCACCAGACCAUCAAGAAGGUGAGCACGGAGACUGAGGAGAUGCGCUUCAACACCGCCAUCGCCGCCAUGAUGGAGUUUGUGAACGGCGUCACCAAGUCCUGGACCAACAGGCCGCGCAAGGCGCUGGAGCCCUUCAUCCUGCUGCUGUCGCCCUACGCGCCCCACAUUGCGGAGGAGCUGUGGGCACGCUGCGGCCACACAGCCUCGCUGGCCUACGAGGCCUGGCCGCAGGCGGACGAGUCGCUCCUGGUGGUGGACACCAUCAACCUGCCCGUGCAGGUGAACGGCAAGACGCGCGGUACGGUGGAGGUGGCGGCGGCGGCAAGCCAGGAUGACGCACUGGCGGCGGCGCUGGCCAACGGCAACGUUGCCAAGCACGCGGGCGGCAAGGAGAUCAAGAAGAUUAUCUACGUGCCCGGAAAGAUCCUCAACCUGAUUGUGCCCGGGAAGUAAAGCGGGCAAGGCUGCUGAUGUUGGUCUUGAGGUUUGGGGUUGGGUGAUGAUGGUUGGUGGUGGUGCAUGAUGGUUUGUGGUGGUAGAGCAGAGGGGAGGCAGCCGAGCAUUGAAAGGGAAGCGUGCUGCGGGUGCUGAUGAUGGCGCGCGUGCAUACGUGGUGCGUGUGGCGGCGGGUUGGUGCCAGGCGGCGACUCAGGUUUGUAUUGUAAGCGUUUGCGUUCGGGAUGCCGUAUGUAUGGUUGUUGGCGUGCCGCUGACGACGGCGUGCGACGGUGCUGGUGACAUGCGCCGGUGGCAGUCGAUGCCGCAAGGAGCAUGUGGAGGACAGGGGAGCUGAAACACUCUGGCGGAGGCCCCGGCAGGGCCGGUCGGCUUGGGGCUCUCAGAGUUCAGUCUAAGUGUCGGCGGCAGGCAGAUGGCAGGCAGAUGGCGUUUCUAAACACGUGAUGAUUCAUGAUUGCCAGCUUGGAGAUAUCGAGGAUGGAGCAAUGCUGAGCGUCUGUGCGGCUUGGAUCGGAUGCAAGGCUGCGGCAGGACAUGGGUCUGAUGGGUGGCGGACAGGCCACGAGGGGCAAGUGGACGGGUGUGUGCUUGUACAUGCCCACACGGAGUCUGACGGGGGCACGGGGCUUCGCAGAUGCAGGCAUGCAGGGCCCUGCAGGGCAACCGGAGUGGAGAGAGGUGCCGCGGCCUGUAAGAUGACUAGAUGAGCUGUAGUAGCUUCCCCCUGGGCCUACCUGGGCUCGGCCUCUACUGGGGCGCACCAAACAGC